Molecule: messenger RNA, 1402 nt
Organism: Ochotona princeps (American pika)
Lineage: Eukaryota; Metazoa; Chordata; Mammalia; Lagomorpha; Ochotonidae
Gene: TMEM231
Product: transmembrane protein 231
Exons: 7
Coding region: 149-1099 (316 amino acids)
Biological process (GO): regulation of protein localization; cilium assembly
Cellular component (GO): ciliary transition zone; ciliary membrane
Source: RefSeq, a predicted model, not a curated record
CGCGUUAGCCCCACCCCUCCCAGAGCCUCGGCGUCCUUGCCAUUGGUUCUCUUCCGGCGCCGGUUGCCGUGGAGACCAAGGCGAUGGCAGCCAGGAGCAGCCAAACUUGGUAGCCUCCUCUCGGUUCGCUCGAGGGUGUCGGGUGUUGAUGGCGCUCUACCACCUCUUCUCGCACCCGGUCGAGCGCGGCUACCGCGCGGGGCUCUGCUCCAAGGCCGCGCUCUUUCUGCUGCUGACCGCCACGCUCACCUACGUUCCGCCGCUGCUGGUCGCCUUCCGGAGCCACGGGUUUUGGCUGAAGCGGAGCAGCUACGAGGAGCAGCCGACGGUGCGCUUCCAGCACCAGGUUCUACUCGUGGCCCUGCUGGGACCCGAGCACGAUGGGUUCCUCGCGUGGAGCACGUUUCCCGCCUUCAACCGGCUGCAAGGGGAUCACUUGCGCGUCCCGCUGGUCUCGACGAGAGAAGAAGACCGAAACCAGGAUGGGAAGAUGGACAUGCUGCACUUCAGCCUGGAGCUUCCCCUGCAGCCCACGGAGCAUGUUCUCGGGGUACAGCUCAUCCUGACUUUCUCCUACCAAUUGCACAGGAUGUCGACCUUCGUGAUGCAGAGCCUGGCAUUCCUACAGUCGUCCUUCGCCUUGCCUGGGUCCCAGUUAUAUGUGAACGGAGACCUCAGACUGCAGCAGAGGCAGCCGCUGAGCUACGGGGGCCUUGAUAUCCGAUACAACGUGUCUGUGAUCAAUGGCACCAGCCCUUUUGCCCGUGACUAUGACCUUACCCGCAUUGUGGCUGCCUACCAGGAAAGGAAUGUUACUACCGUCCUAAUUGACCCCCACCCCAUCUGGCUGGUGGGCAGGGCCGCUGAAGCUCCCUUUGUGAUCAACGCUGUCAUCCGGUACCCGGUGGAGGUCAUUUCCUACCAGCCGGGCUUCUGGGAGAUGAUCAAGUUCGCCUGGGUCCAGUAUGUCAGCAUCCUGCUUGUCUUCCUGUGGGUGUUUGAGAGAAUCAAGAUAUUUGUGUUUCAAAAUCAGGUGGUGACCACAAUUCCCAUCACAGCCACACCCCGGAUGGAUGUAUGCAAGGAGCACCUGUCUUAGGCCCAGUUCCCGGUGGCCCGCAUUGAGCAGGAUGGGACCACAGGCACACUGGAGGGCAUGUAUACUGCUGCCCCUGGACACAGGACAGCUCCUGCCCAUUCUGCUCCACCCAGAUGUCCCGUCUAGUGAGCAGCUGCAGAAUCUCCAGGGCCCACUGGGUGUGGGGUGCCGAGGCUGCCUGAGGCUGUCAGUCUUGUUCUCCUUUUUGUUUGUUUUGCCUUAUACUGAAAUUUCAGAAGAAAAGUUGUAAUCAGUUUGGACAACUUGGAGAGAGACCCACCUCUCAUCAAGCAGACUUCCUCU